Branchiostoma belcheri (Belcher's lancelet) is the source of this 1233-nucleotide messenger RNA. RefSeq lists its product as uncharacterized. The transcript is spliced from 3 exons. The coding region runs from base 1 to 1233 and encodes 410 amino acids. NCBI's taxonomy places the organism in Eukaryota, Metazoa, Chordata, Leptocardii, Amphioxiformes, Branchiostomatidae. The record is from RefSeq and is a predicted model, not a curated record.
AUGCAGAUGGCUGGUCAGGUCAUUGGCCCUGUGAACCCCACGAAGAAACUUAAGGGCAGGCUACAGAGAAAACUUAGGGAGAUUAAGAAAGCAGGCCACCUUGACCCCAAGGUUUAUGACAAGGUGUACCCUACAUCUGAUGCUACCCCGAGGUUCUAUGCUACACCCAAGAUACAUAAGAACCCUCUCAAGAUGAGACCUAUAGUGUCUGGGAUUAAUUCCAUCACUUACCACCUAGCUAGACAUCUAGCGGACCUACUUAAGCCCCUUGUGGGACAGUCAGAGGAACACAUCAAGAACUCUCUGGACUUGGUCACUAAGAUCCGAGAGGUGACACUCGAAGAUGGAGAGGUACUCACAUCUUUUGAUGUCACAGCCCUCUUCACUAGUGUUCCAGGGAAGGAGGUCGUCGGGAUGGCAGUCAGUAGAGCAGAGAAGGAUCCCACCUGGAAAGAUCGUACCUUGUUAACCCCCAAAGAAUUUGGUGAGCUCCUCCUCCUGGUGGUUAGCACUACGUACUUUCAGUACAAUGAUGUUAUCUACGAUCAGACCUUUGGCAUGGCGAUGGGUUCUCCAUUGUCCCCUGUGUUAGCGAACCUGUUCAUGGAGGAGUUCGAGAGGAAAGCUCUACACACUGCUCCACACCGCCCCAAGUUCUGGGGGAGGUAUGUAGACGACACCGGCGUUGUGAACAGACAGGAACAUGAACAGGAACUCUUCGAUCACAUCAACACGCAGCAUGACAGUAUCAAGUUCACUAUUGAGAGGGAACAAGACAACCGUCUCCCCAUGCUGGAUGUCAUGAUGGUCAGGAAUCCAGACAACACCAUCACUACAGAUGUGUUCAGAAAAGAAACCCACACCGACCACUACUUACAGUGGUCCUCCAACCACCCGGUGCAACAGAAGCUUGGGAUAGUUAGGACUCUUAUGCACAGAGCCAACACCCUUAUUGAAGAUCCCGCGUUGAGAGAGGCUGAAAAGGAAAAAGUCAGAGUAGCCCUCAGACACUGUGGAUACCCAGAAUGGGCCCUGAGGGAGGGGGAAAACAACUCCAGAAGGGACAAAAGUAACAAGGAACAGACACCUGGUGAGAAGUGUGGUGUGAUCUACAAGAUCAAGUGUGAAGAGUGCGGGGAGGUUUACGUUGGUGAAACUGAGCGGUCACUGGGGGAAAAGACUUUACUGAACACCAAAAGUCGUUACACCAGAAAGACUGCAAGUCAGCGUUAA